AUGACAAACCAAACUCUUACUACUCAUGUCUUUCUUCAGACUUUGCGCCUGUCAUUAAGGGGGAACAAGGGUGUCAGAUCCGUGAGGGGGUUGGUCGACUCAGGGUCUCAAAGAAGCUACAUUUUGAGAUCCACAGCUGCUGCACUCAAUUUGAAGCCAAAGAGGACAGAGAAAAUAACCCAUUGCCUUUUUGGUGGUACACAGGUUGACAACACUCACUACUGCUAUGACAUUACCGUUUUCAGGGGCAACUAUAGCAUCACAUUCGAAGUUCUAGAUCAAUUCUGUAUUUGUAACGAUGUGGCGACGGUAUUCUAUGGUCCUUGGAUACAGGAAUUGAGGAUCGCUGAUAUCGAUGUAUCGGAUGUGGGUGAGUCAGGCCCGAUAGAAGUGUUAAUUGGAGCAGAUGUUGCUGGGUUAUUCUACACUGGCAGAAGGCACAAGUUGAAGAGUGGACUGGUGGCAUACGAAACACAUUUUGGCUGGACAAUGGAAGGCAAGGUACCGACGCCGAGUUCUUUAAGUAUGCUGACGACGGUUUCCAUGCUGUCAAACCCUACCAUAACUGAACUUUGGCAGUUGGAUGUCUUGGGUAUAUCUGACCCAGAGGGGAGAAAGUCCAAAGAAGAGCUUGCGAUGGCAGCCAGGAGGAUGUUUGAAGAGACUGUCCAGAUGAACGAAGAGGGACGAUAUGAGGUGAGGCUUCCCUGGCUGGAGGAUCAUCCUGUUCUUCCUAACAACCUAGAAACGGCCAGAAAACGACUGGCAGGUACUUUAAAGAAGUUAGCGAAGGACCAGCUUAUUUCCAGGUAUGAUGAGGUGUUCAAAGAAUGGGAAUCUGCAGGUAUUAUCACAAAAGUUAAUGCAGAUGAUGAAAAAGGGCAUUACCUUCCUCAUAGACCAGUUAUCAAAGAGGGAUCAACAACUGCUGUUCGACCAGUCUUCGACGCAUCAGCACGUGGAAAAAACAGCCCUUCACUUAACCAGUGUCUGGAAAAGGGGCCUAACCUAAUUGAAUUGAUACCUGCACUUUUAACCAGAUUUCGUGAGAAUAAGAUUGCCGUUAUAGCAGACAUUAAAAAGGCGUUUUUACAGAUUAGUGUCAACACUAAAGACCGUCAUUUUUUAAAAUUUCUGUGGGUCGAUGAGAAGGGACAAGAAAUUGUUUACAAACAUAACAGAGUUGUGUUUGGAGUGAACUGUAGCCCUUUUCUACUCGGAGCGACAAUAAAAUAUCAUCUGUCGAAAUAUUUUAACAUAGCCUCUGAUGAAGGGAAAUUCUUUUCUAAGGAAAACAUAGAGAGACUUGACAGAAGUUUCUACGUAGACAACUGCGUAACCAGCGUUCCAGAUGAGGAGGUGCUGAACCAUUUUAUCACGCAGUCGGUACAAGUAAUGCAAGAAGCAGGUUUCGAGCUCCGAGGGUGGGAGUUCUCAGGAAAUGGAGCUUCUCAGGAAAAUGGAAUACCCGUGCUUGGACUUCGAUGGUAUCCAGCCAGGGAUGUUUUGACACUUAAUAGGGAUUUGAUCAAUGUAGAAAUCGGGGAUAUGCUUGUCACGAAAAGGAAAUUAUUAUCAGUGGCUCAAAAGAUCUUCGAUCCAAUUGGAUUCACCUGCCCUGCGACGCUUCGACCGAAAUUGUGGUUACAAGAAUUGUGGUCGAGGAAUAUUAGUUGGGACACUGCGGUAGAAGAUGAUAUAGCUAUUUCAUUCAAGGAGUGGGUCCAAGGAAUUCCGAACUUGCUGCAAAUCGAAUUACCUCGAUGGACAAACAUUGGUGAAACAAAUCCAGAAGAUGUCAGCCUUCACACCUUUGUUGAUGCCUCGAAAGAUGCUUAUGCUACCGCUAUCUUCUGUAGGAUCCAGAAGGUCGAUAAAGUGUUAGUUUACUUAAUGGCAGCCAAAUCCAGGGUAGCGCCAAUAGAGAAGACCAGUAAGACGUUAACAAUUCCCCGUUUAGAAUUGCUUGCUGCAACGAUAGGAUCCAGGCUGUAUUCACAGGUAGUAGAGAAUUUGUCGCAACGUUAUGAAACCUACUUUUGGAGCGACUCCACAACUGUCAUAGCGUGGAUUCAAAGAAAUGAAGAGUGGGGUACAUUCGUCCAUAACAGAGUUGAGGAAAUUAGAAGAUUGACGCCCUUGGAAAACUGGCAUCAUAUACCAGGAAGUAGAAACCCAGCCGAUCUACCUUCACGUGGAUGUUCACCUACCCAUUUACUAGAGUCGAAAUGGUGGGAGGGCCCUGAUUGGUUAUAUCAACAAAAAAGUGGCUGGCCUAUGACGAAACAGUUGACCACAGAUGAGGGAGAAAUUCUAAGAGAAAAGAAAAAGACAGUGAAGACGUUAUUGGAUAAAGAUGCAAGUACUGCUGAUUUUCACCUUGAUCAUUUCAGUGAUUACCCAAAAACAGUAAGGAUGGUGGCAUGGAUAUUCCGAUUUGGUAAUAAUACCAAUUGCUCAAAACAGCGAAGAACUGGAGAUAUUUCAGUCCAGGAGAUGAACAUGGCUGAAAAAUUCAUUUUCAAAUUGAUACAGAAAACUAGUUAUCAUAGUCCAGAGGAGAUUAGAUAUUUGAAACCGUUCUAUGAUGAGGAUGGUCUACUCAGAUUGAAGACGAGUGUAGCAAAUAGACCUGAUACCGAGGGCUUCAGAUUUCCGGUCAUCUUACCUGCGAAACAUCCUGUCGUCAGUAGCCUUAUACUUCACACACAUAAGAAGUCAUGUCAUGUAGGCGUUCAAGGCCUUAUGUCUUUACUCCGAGAGAAUUACUGGGUCAUUGGAGGUCGCCGGGCCAUCAGGUCCAUUGUGAAGAGUUGCGUGGUUUGCAAAAGAUUCAGUUCAAAACAUUUUGUGGUGGAACCACCGCCUCUACCCAUCGACAGAGUUCGAGAAGCGAUGUGUUUCGAAGUGACAGGGGUCGACUUCGCGGGACCAUUGUAUUUAAAAACAGGUGAGAAGGCGUGGGUGUGUCUUUUUACAUGCGCAGUCUAUCGAGCUGUACAUUUAGAACUGGCAUCGACUCUUUCCACUAAGGGAUUUUUGCAAGUUUUUCGGCGUUUUGUCUCGAGAAGAGGAAGACCAAGGGUUAUCUACAGUGAUAACGGAACCAAUUUCCGAGGUACAGAUAAUUUGUUCGAGAGUUUGGAUUGGCAGAAAAUAACGCGCGAAGCGGCAAUACGGCGAAUAGAGUGGCGCUUCAAUCCUCCUACGGCCUCUUGGUGGGGAGGAUUUUUCGAGAGACUUAUUGGUGUAGUGAAGGGGCUGCUGAAAAAGGUCUUGGGGUCUGCACGUCUCAAUUAUGAAGAACUAUUGACUAUAAUUUGCGACUGCGAGGCGACGGUUAACGCCAGACCUCUUACAUACGUGUCUAGCGAUUCCGAAGAUAUAUCGGCGUUGACACCCGCUAUGUUUUUACGGGAGCAAGUAGAGACUCUCUUACCUGAUUGUGACCUCAUUGAAAGAGUUUGUUUAUCGCGAAGCCUUCGCAAUAGGCAAAAACUGAGGGAUGAUUUACGUCGAAGAUUCCGAACAGAGUAUCUAGGACAGUUGAAACUGCUGUGUGACCAAAAACCUAAUGCGUCGGUUAAGCUGGGUCAAGUAGUGCUCGUCGGGAACGACCACAGCAGACGGGUAGAUUGGCCUCUCGGUCGAGUAAUUGAGGUGAUCCGCGGAAGAGACGGACUGAUAAGACUCGCUCGUGUAAAGACGCGUUGUGGUGAACUUCUUCGACCAGUGCGACGGUUAUAUCCGUUAGAAUGUGAAGGGGAAGUUGCUCGAGACCAGGAGGGCGAUGGCGCAACAGAGGAUCAUGAACUCUCUUCGCAGCAAGACGACGAACCUGAAGGGCAGUGCGAUUCGGGUAGUGCGGGAGUGUCUGAAAGCAGAGCACCCGAAAUCGAUCUUAAUGUUUCAAGAAUGUCGCGAAGUGGGCGGAAGAUCAAAGUUCCACAAAAACUUUUAGACUAA
Messenger RNA from Coccinella septempunctata (seven-spotted ladybird), 3966 nucleotides. RefSeq lists its product as uncharacterized. Gene Ontology annotation, biological process: DNA integration; proteolysis. Bases 1 to 3966 code for a protein of 1321 amino acids. The transcript has a single exon. Lineage: Eukaryota; Metazoa; Arthropoda; Insecta; Coleoptera; Coccinellidae. The record is from RefSeq and is a predicted model, not a curated record. Gene Ontology annotation, molecular function: aspartic-type endopeptidase activity; nucleic acid binding.